Molecule: messenger RNA, 2385 nt
Organism: Vicia villosa (hairy vetch)
Lineage: Eukaryota; Viridiplantae; Streptophyta; Magnoliopsida; Fabales; Fabaceae
Product: F-box/FBD/LRR-repeat protein At1g78750-like
Exons: 4
Coding region: 648-2291 (547 amino acids)
Molecular function (GO): protein binding
Source: RefSeq, a predicted model, not a curated record
CCUUCCUUUUCCUUCAACUUGAUCUUCAUAUUCUACUCUUUUGAACUUUCAAACCUCAAUUUUGAUAAAUUUGUGUUUUUUUUAUUUAUUUAUAAUCAAUUUUUCUAUAUCCACUGUGAAUUUAGAGGCUUUAGAAAAAUCUGUUUUUUUUUAAAUGUUCAGAUUUGUGUUCCUGUGCUUAGAAUUCUUAUCUUGGUUGAUUUGAUGAGUGUGGUAGUGAACUUGCAGAUUGAUUUUUUUGCUACUUCGCUGUAUAAAUGUAAUCAAUUUUCUGUUUUUGACUUUUGAUUCUGCUGUGCAAAAAAUUGAUUUUGAGUGAAUUGAUUUUGGUUAGAAGUGAGGUGAAUGUAAAGUGAUUUAUGUUUGGAUAACUUUAUGUGAAAUUGAGGUGAACAAUAAAUUUUAACGUAAGAAUCACGUUUAAACUCAAAAGCUACAAAUUCCAACUUCAAGUAGAAUCAAUUCUGGCGGCGGAAUUAAAUUCUAACUUCAAGUAGAAUCAAUUCUGGCGGCAUAAUCAUUUGAGAAGUGAUUUUGUAGAAUUGAGUUUGAAGUGAACUGAUUUAAGUUUUUUAAACCACCAUCAUCGCCCCUCUUUCUCUAAAAAAAUUAGGUUAGACUGCUCGGAAAAAUCACGAAUAGAAGCCAUGGAUGAAUUGCCUGAUUUGCCUGAUUGUGUCCUGUCUUACAUAUUUUCAAAGUUACCUGUGGUGGAUUUGUUGAGAACAAGCGUAUUAUCGAAAAAGUGGAUUCAUGAAUGGGGAUCAAGGACAGACCUCAACAUUGAUAUACAUAACAUGUUUAAUCAGGAUACUCUACACAAAACCUAUGGUGACUUUCUCGUGAGACUCGAUCAAUUCAUCUUACAUUAUCCAGGUGCCACCAUUCGUUCCGUAAAACUCAAUUAUCCAUUAGAAGAUGAUAUUUUUAGUGACAUAGUUGACAAUUUUAUUUCCCAAGUUAUUUCCAAAGGCGCCCAACGGAUUGAACUCCUUUGCUCAAAACAUAACUCCCCAGAUAUUCAUUUCAUUACGGGAAAAGACACAUACAAGUUUUCCUUCACUCACACUAAUCAUUCAUUGAACUAUCUGCAUCUACAAAACUGUCGUCUAUCACCUUCUAUAGACUUCACUCAACUAAAAAGCUUGACAACUCUUGUGUUGCAUCUACUUAAUCUAAAACAACAUAUGCUCUCAGGUAUAUUAUCUAACUGCGUUAAUCUUCAAGACCUCACACUUAAAAACUGUCUAUAUGAUUUUGACGUAGAUAUAACUAGUCCCUCCCUCUGUCAUUUGAAGAUAGUGGAUCAUAUAAAACUUUGGCGCACUAUUCAUUGGAAGUUGUGGUUAGAUAUAUAUGCGUUAAACCUUUCAUCCUUUGAAUUCAGCAGUAGACUUGCUAGCUUUAAAUUGAAUAAUAUCAAGGCUCCUAAGUUAUCAAAGUUUAACUGCAAUUGUAAAACAAUUCCACCUUAUGUGUUUUGUGGGAUGGAUAAAUUGAAACAACUUGUCUUGGUUGAAGUCCUUGUACCAAAGGAUAGCUUGCCUGCUUUGUUUUCUAAUUGUCUCCAACUCGAGGAACUAACCUUCUGGGGAUGUACAUUUGAGUCUUCAAUUAGUAUUAUCAGUCCAACGUUGCAUCGCUUGAACAUAAUUGACUUUGAUUGCGUUCCCUGGGACUUGGACAUUGAUGCAUUGAAUCUAUCGUCCUUUGAUUAUAGAGGUCAGUUGACGAUACGUUCUAUUAAGGCUCCUCAAUUAUUGAAUCUCUUUUGGAACACAACAAAGAAUGAACAAAUCCCACAUGCCUUUGACAUCAUUGCAACUUUACAUCAGCUUCACAAUCUUUCUAUCAACUUGAGUCAUUCAAAUAUAGCCAUACUUCCAAGCAGCUUGGGUCCAUUUCAACAUCUUAGAAAGUUGAACUUGUUUAUUGGUGGAGGAGAUUCAUCAGACCCUAACUAUCCUUUCUUCCGUAUUUUAGAUAUUGUUAUGGCUUCGCCCCUUCUCCAGGAACUUUGUAUUAAUAUUGGGGAUACACAAUCGGGCGCCAACGACACAUAUCAAAGACUGUUUGCUCGACACAGACACCUUUGGGAAAAUAUGAGUUGUCUUAAGAAAAUCACUUUCGAGUCUGGUGAUAGAUUCUAUGUUGGUGCUGGAAUUUGGAAUACUGGUUCUGGCUCCGACGAUGACAAAUGUGUUAGUAGCGGCAUUAGUUUUAUGUGUGAGAGGCUUAAAGAUGAAGUAAUGAACAAUGACUACUUAUCAUUCUGUAGUAUUGUUGAUUAGUUAUUUAUUUUGUUUCCUUAAAGUUUAAGUGACUUCUCGGCUUAUCGGGCUACUUACAGACUACUUAUCAUUCUGUAGUAUUGUUGAUUAAUUA